AUGCUCAGCUGCCCCUUCCAUUUCUUGCUUCCCUCUCGGCCCAAAUCUUUCAAAGAACUAAACCCUAAUUCUGCCCUCCGCCCUCUGCCUCCGGCGGCCCUUACUCGUGCCAUCUCUAGCAACGACGCCGGUCUCAGUUUCCGCGAGAAGCUUCUCUUUAUCGAACACAACCUCGGCGUCAACUCACUCCGCGCCCUUGCAGUCAAUCCCAACCUUCGCUCCACUCCCCUUUCCUCCCUCCGCAUGCUCUCCUCCUUGCUCUCCUCCUUCGGCCUCCUUCAAUCUGACACUUCCCGCCUCCUCUGCCUCCACCCAUCCCUUCUCACCGCCGACCCCUCCACCUCGAUCCUCCCCGUCUUCCACUUCCUUCUCAACCCCGUAUCCAUCCCCUUCUCAGACCUUCGCCUCUCCAUCAAUCGCUGCCCUCGCCUUCUCCUCUCCAGUGUCCCUGACCGCCUGUUUCCUUCCCUUGAUUACCUCCGCCGUCUUGGUUUUGUCGGCCGCCACCGCAUCACCGCUCGUACUACAGUCCUUCUCAUCUCAGACGUCGAGGAGACGCUUAUUCCCAAGCUUGAUUUUAUCCAGAGCCUUGGGUUCUCGCGAAGGGAGACGGUAAACAUGGUUUUGAGGUUGCCGAGUCUGCUCACUUUUAGUGUUGAGAAGAAUUUUCGGCCUAAGCUCGAGUUUCUAGUUGGCGAAAUGGGAAGGGAGAUUGGAGAGUUGAAGGUGUUUCCGCAGUACUUUGCGUAUAGUCUUGAGGGAAGGAUUAAAGCUCGGCAUAUGUUGUUGGUGGAGAGAGGGUUUGGUUCUUCAUGGAUUUCACUUGGGGAUAUGCUCAAGGCUAGUGAUGGAGAGUUUCGAGAACGGCUGCUAGAGAUGCGGCUUAGAACUGUAGGGGCAAUUAACCAUAUGGGCUUGCGCCAUGAGAAACCUCGAACCCCGGAUUUUAAAUUCCUCGCAAAAUGAGGGUGAAAUCUUUGGUUAGUAUCUUAUCUACUGUAUCAUCUGCCUUCUAAAAAUUUGACUUGAAACCUCACUGCAAACUCUCUCAUCUCAUUCUCAUUUUUCUUAUUCUUUCUGAGAGAGUCUGUGGAGGUCGGCUUUUUGGAGCCCACAGUUGUGACGAGUUAGUUUUGACAUUCUGAUAAACUAUAGCGUGUGGAUCAAAUUUCAAUUAUAAAAACUUCCU
Messenger RNA from Phalaenopsis equestris, 1189 nucleotides. RefSeq names its product transcription termination factor MTEF1, chloroplastic-like. Gene Ontology annotation, biological process: regulation of DNA-templated transcription. Lineage: Eukaryota; Viridiplantae; Streptophyta; Magnoliopsida; Asparagales; Orchidaceae. Bases 1 to 966 code for a protein of 321 amino acids. The transcript has 2 exons. Gene Ontology annotation, molecular function: double-stranded DNA binding. The record is from RefSeq and is a predicted model, not a curated record.